AUGAGUUCUAGCUCGGAGACGUCGGUGAUAAUCGGUGAUCGUGGAUUGCCCUCGAAGUGUGUAUGUGGUGAAAGGGUAUUGAAAUUUACAUCAAAAACUCAAGAUAAUCCUGGCCGACCGUUCUUCCGUUGCAUCAGCAAACGAGAUGCAAGCUCAUGGACAAGCAAGAGAGAUGGUCACUUAUUUAAGUGGGUGGAGGAUGCUAUCUAUGAGGAUAUUGAAGAUGCAUUACCAAAACUAGGAAUUAUGGCAAACGAGAUUGUUAAAGCCAAAGCUGAGAUAAAUGAGCUCAAUGUUGCUAUGCAAGAGUUGAAGGAUGAUGCAAUGCAAAGGAAAAGAGACAUAUGCAAGUUUAAACUGUUGUGGAAAAUGUGUUUUCUGUGGCUUUGUGUAAUAACAAUUUUCAUUGUUUACCUUAUGGUUGGUAAUGUAAAACAACCCAAGUUUGUUCUCGGUUAUUAG
Camelina sativa (false flax) is the source of this 462-nucleotide messenger RNA. RefSeq lists its product as uncharacterized. Gene Ontology annotation, molecular function: zinc ion binding. The record is from RefSeq and is a predicted model, not a curated record. Lineage: Eukaryota; Viridiplantae; Streptophyta; Magnoliopsida; Brassicales; Brassicaceae.